This is a messenger RNA of Python bivittatus (Burmese python), 2021 nucleotides long. The record is from RefSeq and is a predicted model, not a curated record. NCBI's taxonomy places the organism in Eukaryota, Metazoa, Chordata, Lepidosauria, Squamata, Pythonidae.
GCUCCUGCGCGCCGGGGUCGGCUGCGGGGGUGUCCUCGGCCUGCAGCCCCGCUCUUCCUGCCUGCAGCCGGCCCGGGCCGAGGCCCCGCAGCCUGGAGCGCCUGUGCCCAGGAGAAGCCCCGCCCGGGCGGCGCUGCGGCUCCCCGGAAUCGGCCUCCCCUCCUCCGUCACUGCCCCAGACCCUGGAAGCCGCCUCCUCGCAAGGGGAGCCGCGUUCGCCCCCCUUCCGGAGAGCCGCGGGACUUCCUGAUCGAUCUCCCCGGCCAUCGUGAGCGUUUUUGGUAGCAGAUUCCUAGAAGAACGAAGCGACGCCGAGCACCGGGGAGUCCUCCGGAAAGGAGAUGCCCCCCCCAAGAGCCAGGAUUGCCAGCACGCAGCUGGCCGCCUCCUGCCCACGGGGCGUGCCUUGGGCGCUCGUGAGAGGAAGCCCCCGAGGGCAUCUGCUCUGCCGCUGUCCGAGGCGCGCUGCAAGCCCGGAACGUCCCGCGCUCCCGGAAGACUGUUUGCAAAGGAGCCCCGCGCGACCCCGGCAGCGGGGGCAGGAGCGGGGUGCUUCCCUGGCGAGGUACCACGAAGGCAUCCGCCAUGGAGACGGACGCUGAAGGGGAGAUGGAGCUCCUGAGCAGCAGCAUCGCAGCCUAUGCGCACAUCCGAGAUAACCUGGAAAGUGUGGGCCUCUACUUUGUGCUGGGCGUCUGCUUUGGUCUGGUGCUGACCCUCUGCCUGCUGGUUAUUCAUAUCUCAUGGCACCCUCAAGUAAUCCCCCCCAAGCGCCGAAAAAGCCUGCAGGACUUGAGCGAGGGGGAGGAGGAGGAAGAGGAGGAGGAAGAGGAAGAAGAUACGGUUGACCAUGCAGUUUCUGAGCCCGCAUUAGCCAUGACGGAGUUGCCCUUGGCAUCCUCCAGCACCCCAGAUGGAACCCUCACGAUUAACGUCUUUGCCUCGGCUGAAGAAUUGGAACGUGCCCAGAGGCUGGAGGAGCGUGAGCGGAUCCUCAGAGAAAUUUGGCGUAAUGGGCAACCGGACAUUCUGGGAACGGGUACCGGUACCAUCGGGAGAGUCCAUUACUAUUGACUGACUUCUUUCACGCCUAAGCCGAGCGAACGACUGCCCUGCACUCCUUGAGGCGCUGCCACAGCUGUUGUGCCUGCAGCCAACCCUGACCUUGAACUGAGAGGGAUAAUGGGGGGCGGGAGGUUGAAGGUCUUCCUCAGCGUGAGGCACACACAGCCAGUGGGAGUCUCAAGGAUUGGUUUGGGCAGGACUGUUGCAGAGGCACUAAGAGGACUUCUCCCAAGGACCUGCUUCUGAGUGCCUUUCGGGGUGGGAAGGAAGGGAGUUAUAAAUGGAGGCAUUUAUAUGCAGAGACAAUGUUGGUUUUCUACCAGGGGCUCUGGAAGGUUCUUCCUGUUCCACUGAAGGAUCUACUAAGGGAGGAGGCUUCGGUGACUUUGGGCCUGCUCUGUAGAAGCGUGCAAGACGUUCUGACUCGAAACAUCCAACUGCUGAAAACGCUUGGCUCAGGGCGGAACAGCCCAGCCUCCGUCUUGGGGGAUCCGUUGCCCAGGGCCGGAGUGCUGUGCCAAGUGAUGCGCUCUGCACCCGUUCUCUCCCCAGCCGGUCGGAAGGCUCUUCUCCCAACUUGCCAAGCCAUAGGAGAUCCCCCCAGUUCCUUACCUGAAGUAUCUUGCCUCAAGCAACCCUCCUCCAGGGUUGGUGCACCAGUGAGAGGUGCAGCAGGGUGUGAGUCCCCCAGAAUUUCCUCUGCUGUGGAACUUCUUUCAUUCCGUAAAGGCCCCGAGCAGGCAGGGAUGGCGGAGCGGCUGCAGAGUCAGCCGGUGGCCCUGCGUGGACUGAAGCUGGGGCUGGCAGGGAGACGGGGCAGCGGGUCCUGUGCCUGCCGUUGGUGGUUUUGUUUUGCUUGUUCCCUCGUUCCAUACGGGAGUUAACUGAUUUUUAACAGAUACUCAAUUUACAGUGUAAAACUGUGCCUUAUCUUUUAUAAAACAGAAUUAUUCCAA